Actinia tenebrosa (Australian red waratah sea anemone) is the source of this 1586-nucleotide messenger RNA. RefSeq names its product monocarboxylate transporter 9-like. The record is from RefSeq and is a predicted model, not a curated record. Gene Ontology annotation, biological process: transmembrane transport. Lineage: Eukaryota; Metazoa; Cnidaria; Anthozoa; Actiniaria; Actiniidae. Gene Ontology annotation, molecular function: transmembrane transporter activity.
GCCAAGCGGCUGUGGGGGAGACUACCAUUUAGUUUGUCUGACCUAAACACGAAGAUCUUUGAUAUGGUGAUAUCUUUUUGUCGAUUUAAAAUAAUCUAAAUCAAUAUCACAGUUUAGUAUGGAAAGGAAUGUUGAUUCUGAUCAUGAGCAAAAAUCGGAAGACAGGAUAGAUGGCAAAACUACUGUUUACUGUCGUACGAAACUGCUCGAUUCUCGAGGCACUCCUGACAGUGUUUGGUCCUUCUUGGUGCUUCUUGCUGGUUUUGUAUCAGUUUCAAUUGUCAACGGUUGUCUUUACAGCUUUGGUGUUUUGCUACCUGAACUGAUGGACGAAUUUCAAGAGACUAGAGCCAGAACAGCAACAGUAGGAUCAAUGGGAACAUGUGUUGGAUAUGCCCUGAGUCCAGUAACUUCACUGUCAAGCGAACGAUUUGGCUUUCGCGUCACUUCACUUGUUUUUACCUCAUUACUUACUGUAGCACUAGCUGUAAGUUCUAUCACACCCAGUCUCGCUCUGCUGUAUUUUUCCUAUGGUAUUGUAGCUGGGACUGGGUAUAGUGUUAUUCAUAUCAUUUCAGUGGUCGUGGUGAUGAAGCACUUUGUCAAAUGGAGGUCCUUGUCAUCUGGUAUCAUUCAGUCUUCGUUUGGUGUUGGUAUGCUGUUUGUAUCUCAGACCACACAGAAACUUAUUGAUUGGUAUGGAUGGCGAUGGGCUAUGGGAGGAUGGGCUAUGCUGGCGUUCCUGUUGCUUCUUUGUGGGACUGUCUUCGAUGGUCGAGAAAAUAGCAAUUUAACGAAGAAAAAAUGGGAUGGAAAGGAAAUGUAUCGAGUGGAAGUUAACGAUGUUCCAACGAAAAUAUCAGUUCUGAAGAAUUGGUCACUUCUUUUGUAUUGUUUUUCAUUUGCACUCUGUAACAUGGUUUUCUAUGUUCCAAUUGUUUAUAUGGUCAAGUUUUCCGAAAAACAUUUAAGCAUCUCGCGUGACCAUUCGGCACAGUUGUACAUCUACUUUUCUGUGGUUGUUAUAUUCAGUCGAAAUAUUUACUGUACGAUUGGAAGUCUAAGCUUCGUCAAUCGGUUUUACUUGUACCAGUUUUCUGCUGCGUUCGCUGGACUGUCAGUCUUGCUGCUUCCAUUUAGCUCGUCCUAUAUACACUUGAUACUCUUUAUGUCAUGUUUGGGGCUGCUAGAUGGAGGUAUAUGGGGCUUAGCGCCAUUGUUAGUCAUCGAUGUUGCUGGGAUCGAGAACCUGAACUUUUCUUGGGGAGUUUUUAAUUCAGUCGUGUCUGUUGCAUCCGUUUCGGGGCCUCCUCUGGCAGGUUUCAUAGCUGACAAGUGUGAUUCAUACGAUCCAGCUUUUUACGCGAGCGGCGUGACGCUCAUUGUUGCUUCUUUGUUGAUGUUCCUGAGAAAAUGGGCUCAGAGACACAAUCCGCAAAACUGUAGACAAACAUUGGUAUCGAGUGAGAAAGACUACGACGAGGUCCUUAAGAUAUACGAAAGAGAGACGGUGUUGUGAUUAUGAAUCAAUGAAUCAUAUUUAGACAAAGAAUAAUAAGAAUAUAAAAAUAAAAAUAGCAAACAUA